Molecule: messenger RNA, 765 nt
Organism: Ixodes scapularis (black-legged tick)
Lineage: Eukaryota; Metazoa; Arthropoda; Arachnida; Ixodida; Ixodidae
Exons: 1
Molecular function (GO): nucleic acid binding; zinc ion binding
Source: RefSeq, a predicted model, not a curated record
GAAGUGAGCCGGGAGAAGUGGAAUGUUGAAGGCUUCCAAGGGAUCGAAUCAACGACAAGGUGUGCGCGGAUGACACUGAACGAAGGCGGCACGGCCGAUACCAUGCCACACCAGCUUCGGAUCCAAGGUGGUAACGUACUUGUUGUGAUCCCUGGUCGGGCGCCCUUGUGCUUACGCUGUAAGCGCACAGGUCAUAUUCGACGAGAAUGCAGGGCGCCGAAGUGCUCGGAGUGUUUUCGCUUCGGGCAUUAUGGCACCGAAUGUGUCAGGUCGUACGCCAGGGUGGCCAGCGGGGCCGGGACGGCCGAGGCCGAGACCAAUGACCACGCCAUGGAUGCCGAGGAAGCGGAGCGUACUAUCCAGGGCUUGGCGCCAGAAGUUUCAACCCCUGCCAAAGAACGCAAGAGUGAAGGAAGCAGCUCCUUGGGGGCAGCGAGAGAGAACGGAGGUCAACCGGAAGGCGCACCUCCCAGUGGUGCCGACGUGAAACCCUCUGAUGCCGGAGCAGACAAGGAAUCGAACGACGCAAGCACCAACGGACCUUCAGAUAUGGACGACACCAGCGAGUCAACUAAGCGAGCCUUCGAUGACGAUACGGCAGCAGGAAACGGAGCACGCCAACUACACCCCUGGAUGGAACGCACGAAGAAGGGGCGUUACCAGCCCGCGCCCAACGAUCCUAAAGAGGAACGUCGGCGCAGGGAAAGCAAGUAAGGCGUUCUUUGCCUGGUUUCCUGGUGUUUAAGAUUGCUGCAUCAAGACAAC